Messenger RNA from Penicillium cosmopolitanum, 1785 nucleotides. RefSeq lists its product as uncharacterized. The transcript is spliced from 5 exons. Gene Ontology annotation, molecular function: protein binding. NCBI's taxonomy places the organism in Eukaryota, Fungi, Ascomycota, Eurotiomycetes, Eurotiales, Aspergillaceae. The coding region runs from base 1 to 1785 and encodes 594 amino acids. Gene Ontology annotation, cellular component: transcription repressor complex; nucleus. The record is from RefSeq and is a predicted model, not a curated record. Gene Ontology annotation, biological process: negative regulation of transcription by RNA polymerase II.
AUGACGGACAUCCACCGCGAGCUGCGCCGGCCAGCAGCGCAACGUAAGGUCUUCACUCUGACCCAGACGACCCCGACCGACCUCGUGCGAUCCAAGCUCUCGACCUCGGAAAUCCAAUCGCGAGCCGUUUCCUCGCUCCCGGACGACCUUCUCGAUAACCUCCCCGAAGACCAAAGUUCCUACUCCCUAUUCCAGGGCUUCCAGGCCUCCCUCCCCGAAGAUGAACACGCACCUCCAAGGGGGGGGAAGUUGUUGAAGGACAGCGAGAAAGGUGGGCUUUUGACAGCUGGUCCGGCCGGGUUGAAGGAAGAGCGGAAGGUGUUGAAUCGUCGUCUGGAGCUGAUGGGCGUGCGCAAGAACAUGUGCAGCGCUGAGAUUCACGAGAUCGAUAACAAGAUUGCCAACUUGCACAAAAUGCGUCAGAUCGUUCUUGAUCGAUUAGCCGGCCUAGAGAUGGACGAGGCGUCAUUAGAACACGAAGUUACGGAAAUCGAUAACAAGCUAGAGGACAUGCAAGAACAAGAGGAAGAAACUGCCGAAGACUCUACUGCAGCUGAGACGCCAAAGUCAUCGGAGGCCCAGGAUGAUACCAUUGGAUCUUCUGGUGACCCGGCCAUGGAUGCUUCAUUCAUGUCCGAAUCGAUCUACGAGAAACUCCCCACUCCAUCACCAAGAAGCUUGCGACAUCGCUCGAUACGUAAACGAUCGAUGCCGAUUCUUCACGAGCAUUUCGCUCCUGGCUCUUUAAUUAAAGAAAUAGAAGCCCACACAGAUAUGGUCACGGCAAUUGACUUUGACUAUCCCUUCGGAACAAUGGUCAGUGCGGCGUUAGACGAUACAGUGCGAGUUUGGGAUAUGAACGUUGGCCGAUGCUCAGGUUUGUUGGAAGGCCACAACGCCUCGGUUCGGUGCUUGCAAGUGGAAGAUAAUAUUGUUGCCACGGGAUCUAUGGAUGCGUCAGUCCGAUUGUGGGACUUGAGCCGCGCUCGGCCCGCGACGCGAGAUGGUCGCCUCAACAAGCAUGAGCGCGAUGCUGAAGAUACCGAAACACACACUACACCGGUACCACCUUCAUCAAACCUCGAAGACUGCCAUGUCUUUACGCUCGAUGCGCAUGUCGAUGAGGUGACCGCUCUUCACUUCAAGGGCAACACUCUCAUUUCUGGAUCCGCGGACAAGACAUUGCGGCAAUGGGAUCUGGUCAAGGGACGUUGUGUUCAGACGUUGGAUGUCAUGUGGGCAGCUGCCCAGGCGUCUUCGUCCUCCAUGACUAACGACGGCAGCUGGCGCCCGACCGGUCGGAUGCCCGAUGCAUCUGCAGACUUUGUUGGAGCAGUGCAAUGCUUUGAUGCAGCUCUGGCCUGCGGUACUGCCGACGGCAUGGUUCGCCUGUGGGACCUUCGUAGCGGCCAAGUCCACAGGAGUCUUGUGGGCCAUACUGGUCCGGUCACAUGUCUGCAAUUCGACGAUAUGCAUCUGGUGACAGGAAGUCUGGAUCGCAGUAUUCGGAUUUGGGAUCUGCGAAUGGGCUCGAUCUACGACGCCUAUGCCUAUGAUAAACCUAUCACCAGCAUGAUGUUUGACUCGAAGCGCAUUGUUGCCGCUGCGGGUGAGAAUGUUGUCAAGGUUUACGACAAAGCUGACGCUCACCAUUGGGAUUGCGGACCUGGUGUCGGCAUUGACGACGAAGGCCCUCUUCCCGCAACCGUCGAACGUGUUCGACUCAAGGAUGGGUAUCUUGUUGAGGGCCGCAAAGAUGGUACAUUGGCCGCUUGGACCUGCUGA